GAGGAGCUGUGGGAGAGACACGGCUCCUGAGAGAAGGAUGCGACAUCUGGACCUAUCCUGGCUGGGACUGGGGCCCACGUCAGCCUCACCAUGGCUUCUCUUUGUCUUGGUUGGGACUUCCUGGCUCUUGGCCCACUGCCUCAUCCAGAUCUUCACUUUGUAUGGAAAGUGUCAUCGUCUCCGUGGUUUCUCUCAGCCACCCAAGAGGAAUUGGUUUUGGGGUCACUUGGGCAUGUCCCCUCCCACAGAACAAGGCAUGAAGGAGAUGACUGAGCUGGUGGCCACCUACCCCCAGGGCUUCAUGACCUGGUUAGGUCCAGUGGUUCCCCUCAUCCAUCUGUGCCACCCUGACAUCAUCCGGUCUGUCCUCAGUGCCUCAGCUGCUGUUGCCCCAAAGGAUGCCAUCUUCUACAGCUUCCUGAAACCCUGGCUGGGGGACGGGCUUUUGGUGAGUGCUGGUGACAAGUGGAGCCGCCACCGUCAUAUGCUGACACCCGCCUUCCAUUUCAACAUCCUGAAGCCGUAUGUGAAGAUUUUCAAUGACAGCACCAACAUCAUGCAUGCCAAGUGGCUGCGCCUGGCCUCAGGGGGUAGCACUCGUCUGGACAUGUUUGAGAACAUCAGCCUGAUGACCUUGGACACUUUGCAGAAAUGUGUCUUCAGCUUCGAUAGCAACUGCCAGGAGAAGCCCAGCAAAUAUAUCGCAGCCAUCUUGGAGCUCAGUGCCCUAGUUGUGAAAAGAAAUGAGCAGCUGCUUCUGCACAUGGACCUGCUCUACCGCCUCACACCUGAUGGGAUGCGCUUCUAUAAGGCCUGCCGCCUGGUGCAUGACUUCACUGAUGCCGUCAUCCAGGAGCGACGUCGCACUCUGCCCAGUCAUGGUGGUGAUGAUGUCAUCAAGGCCAAGGCCAAGUCCAAGACUUUGGAUUUCAUUGAUGUGCUGCUGCUAAGCAAGGAUGAAGAUGGAAAGGAGCUGUCAGAUGAGGACAUCAGAGCAGAGGCUGACACCUUCAUGUUUAGGGGCCAUGACACCACGGCCAGUGGGCUCUCCUGGGUCCUGUACAACCUGGCGAGGCACCCGGAAUACCAGGAGCGCUGCCGGCAGGAGGUGCGGGAGCUGCUGAGGGACCGAGAGCCUGAGGAGAUUGAAUGGGACGACCUGGCCCAGCUGCCCUUCCUGACCAUGUGCAUCAAGGAGAGUCUGCGGCUGCAUCCUCCAGUCACAAUGGUUUCCCGCUGCUGCACCCAGGACAUUUUCCUCCCAGAUGGCAGGGUCAUCCCUAAAGGCGUCAUCUGCAUCAUCAAUAUCUUUGGAACCCAUCACAACCCAACCGUGUGGCGGGACCCUGAGGUCUAUGACCCCUUCCGCUUUGAUCCAGAGAACAUCCAGGACAGGUCACCUCUGGCAUUUGUUCCCUUUUCGGCGGGACCCAGGAACUGCAUAGGACAGACUUUCGCCAUGAGCGAGAUGAAGGUGGCGCUGGCGCUCACCCUGCUGCGCUUCCGCGUCCUGCCCGACGACAAGGAGCCGCGCCGGAAGCCGGAGCUGAUCCUGCGCGCAGAGGGCGGGCUGUGGCUGCGGGUGGAGCCGCUGAACACGGGUGGACAGUGACCCAUCCACUUUGCCCCGGACUUCCUAGUAGGUAGAUAGGCGUGAGUCUGCCUUUGUAGAUUGCAAAGGACAAACUGUGCUGUCACCCUGCAAGCAGGGGCUGUAAGUAGUCCACCCAGUGGCUACGGUGGUUGAUUUGAGCCAAAGAUCCCUGACUUCCUCGGGAUGAUCACAGGCUCCUAUGGUGAGGGUUCAUUCUCUAGCCAAGCUGCGCUACUCUGGACAAUAGGGAGCCAAGGGGCGGUGACCAAACAGGUGAGGGAACAGGAUGAAGGGCCAAACAGACUCAGAUUCUCAGAGGGCAAACCUUUAAAUAACACCACCUUGAUCCCUAUUCUAAUCUCAUAUGCCCAUCUUCUCUCACCUCGGAAUUCUGAUUCUGUGGGUUCUAAGUUUCUAUGCAUAUUAAAUCUAACAAGCUAUCAUUUUGCUUUGUUUUUGAGGUGAUGCUGCACUGUGUUGCCCUGGGUCGUUUUCAAACUGCUGGUCUUAAAGGAAACUCGGCCUAAGCCUUCCAGCCACCUGAAACUGCAGUCUUUGGGACACCCUAUUGGGCUAGUCUUGGUUCUUCGUAGUGUGUCUGAUCAUUGUGCUGUUGUGCCCAUUUUCAUAGUGAGAGGACCCCAAGGAGGUGAAGGUGAUGAUGUUAGGUGUCUUUCAGCACUGUGGACAGCAACGGCUCGGGCCUUCCUACUCUGGCUGUUGGGGAGUCCACCGUGGCAUGGAGUUAGGUCUGAAAGCCUUUCAGGCAUACCUUACGCUAGCUGGCUAGUUCAUUAGCUUAAUGGAACAGCCCUUGCUCAGCACAUGUGAAGCCUUGCUGUCCUACAUAAAAAAACAAAACAAACAAACAACAACAACAACAACAACAACAACACACACACACACACACACACACACACACACCCCAAAAUGGGGGAAAACAGUAAAACAGGACUCCAAAAAGAUUUUUAAGAUGUUUAGUGUCCUCCUUUGGAAGCCACAUUUGUUUUCUUUGCCUUUAGUCUUACUCCAAAUGUUUUUUCUUAUCCCAAUCCACAGAGUUCCAUUCACGGAAUUAAACAAAAUUUUAAUAUUUUAGGAAAAGAAUAUCCUUUAUUAGUAGCACCGUCUCACAGGAACUGGUAACAAUGAGAUCAGCUCUCCCCACCUAGAAAACAAAGCCAGUGAGUGCCUUGGAGCAGCGUUUAACCUCUGUUUGCCUAACUAAGUUGUGAUGAAACAAUCCUAUUUGCAAGGUGGCUGGUCAACUCUCCGACAACUCCAAAAGAGGCAAUGCAGUCCUGGAGCUGGGCUUUCCAUUUGUUAUCCUUGGAUGUCUAGUAGAGGCAUGGUUGCCCCUUCACAGGAUAACUCCAUUUUAACACCUGGUAUACGUGUAUGCAUGUAUUUUAGGGAGCUUCGACACUAGUGGGUUUCUGUAUGAUUUUUUGAAAAGUCUUUAAUGUUAAUUGUCCCUCCCCAUAUUCCUAUCUACCCCAUUAAGCUCUUCUAUCAUGAUUCCCCUUCAGGGCUUUAUACCCUUUGCUCUGUCCUCUCCCCUGGGAAUUCUGCCUCCAUGGCUUCUUACUAAUUUUCUGACCUCUGCGGCCAUUCCACUUGUCUCUCAGCCAUUUGUCUUUUGUCUUUUGGGAACUCUCUGUUCAGCUCCAUGCCUUACUUUUCAAUUGGGUUGUUGGUUUUCUUGAUGUUUCACAGGAACUUUUGAAAGUUAGAUUAAUGCAUUUUGUAUUAUGCGAUGGCCAUGAGCCAGUAAGGACAAGAAUCAGUUUUAAAGAGGUGUGUUUUAUUGUCAAAUCAACAAAGAAUGGAAUUGUGGAAUUAUAUUGAUAGUUAACAGGCAGAGUCUAAAUUCAUGUCAGAGACAAAUUUCUGUUCACGUCUCUGAGGGAUUAUGCAGAUCAGUUAUCUUCUGGGCGUGGCUGUGAGGGAUUAUGCAGAUUAUGUUAAUUGAUGUGGGAAGACCACCCUAUCUGCCAGGAGAGAAUAAAGAUAAGGUGAGUGGAGCUGAGCCCUGACAUUCUUCCGCCUGCCGCCUGGCUGUGGAUAUGUGACCGGCUGCCCCAAUCUGCUGCCACCGCCUGUCACGAUGGACGGUGUCCUCAAACUGUGAUCUAAAAACAAACCUUCCUCCCUUAUUGCCUUUGUCAGUUAUUUUUCCACAGCACGGGAGAUGAGUAAUUCUCCAUCUCCUCCUCUUCUUGUGCCUUAACUAUAACUUUUAGUAAUCUUUAAACUCUGACAGUUCCGACUUCUCCCUUCCAGACAUUUUCCCCCACCUUCAUUUUUUCAGAUUUAAUAGUGAUCCACAUACAAAGCUGACAUCCUUUCCACUCCUAGCCUUAGAAACUCGUGUCUUCAUACACUAAGUACCACCACUGUUAUCACCACCAGUACUCAUCUCCAAAUAGUUACUGAAGUUGAGUGAAUGACUAUUUUUAACUCAUCAUUAUAUUUACAUAGUGGAAAUAUCUUGGAAUUGUGGUUGCUUCUAUGGUUGAUAUGCUGUUCUUGGAGUGAUAUAGACCAUCAUAUUUGAGAAUGUGAACUGAUGGGUUUAGCUAUUAACUGUAAACAUCAACCUUCUCUAGCCUAGCCUUAUUUUAUCAUUGCUCAUUCAGCAGCUGGAAGAAUAUAGCUAAUUAAAGGAAAUCCAACCAAUGAAAUAACACUUUCAGUUUUGGUACAAAGAUUAAAAAAACAA
Molecule: messenger RNA, 4316 nt
Organism: Peromyscus maniculatus bairdii (prairie deer mouse)
Lineage: Eukaryota; Metazoa; Chordata; Mammalia; Rodentia; Cricetidae
Product: cytochrome P450 4F1-like
Biological process (GO): arachidonate metabolic process; leukotriene B4 catabolic process
Molecular function (GO): leukotriene-B4 20-monooxygenase activity; arachidonate monooxygenase activity; heme binding
Source: RefSeq, a predicted model, not a curated record